Messenger RNA from Prorocentrum cordatum, 946 nucleotides. The record is from the annotation of a GenBank genome assembly. Lineage: Eukaryota; Dinophyceae; Prorocentrales; Prorocentraceae.
GCUCCGGGCCCGGUCGGCGGGGCAGCCCGCGCGGCGAUGGCCUCCGGCCGCGCGCCCUGCCGGCGCGGCGCCGAGGAGCGACCCCUCUUCGCGGCCUGCCUGGCGCUCUGCGCGUUUGCAGCCUCCGCCGGCCAGGUCUGCGUCGACGUACCUUGGGUAGACAGCUCUGGCAGAUCUUGUUCUACCUACGAGCUGGGCUACGGAUCUGGACCUCUUUGCAACAAGUCUGGAAGUUAUGGGUACGGAUGGGAUGACAAGUUCUGGGGCACAUUUGCGGAUUGGGCAACCGAUGAGCACGACGCUUCCACAGCAUGUUGCGCUUGUGGCGGGGGCUUGUCAACGCAGGCCUCUACUGCGGCUUCCACCGCCAGCCGCCAGAUGAAGUCGACGAUUAAUCUGACCGUCGACCACGUGGACCGCCGGAUGGCGGUCGUGUGCGGCGCUGAAUAUUACGACAUAUGUGGUGGCAGUGGGUACACCUUGGGCUGUGGCUCAGGAUGUGAGAGCGGCGCACCUUAUACUGACGUGAACUGCACUUGCUGCUGCCAGGCGGGCAAUGCCACGUUGACCAGCAGCAGCAGCACUAGCACGUUCAGCACCACGACUGGGACCAGCACCAGUGCAACCAACAUCACGGAGAGCAGCAGUACGAUUCUGACGUCCACGAGUCAGACGAGUCCUGUCUCGGGUACCACGUCGUUUACCACCACGACGGGCACAAGCAGCGCAUCGCUGAGCAGCACGACGGAGAAGCAGCAGUACGUCUGUGACGUUCACGAGUGCGACAAGUAGUGGCUCGAGUACCACGUCGUUGACCACCACGACAAGCACCAGCAGCUCGACGAUGAGCGGCACGACGGAGAGCAGCAGUACGACUCUGACGUCCACGAGUCAGACGAGUACUGUCUCGAGUAGCACGUCGUUGACCACCACGACGGGCACCAGC